This is a messenger RNA of Boleophthalmus pectinirostris (great blue-spotted mudskipper), 1501 nucleotides long. RefSeq names its product clathrin, light chain A (gene clta). The coding region runs from base 103 to 711 and encodes 202 amino acids. The transcript has 5 exons. Lineage: Eukaryota; Metazoa; Chordata; Actinopteri; Gobiiformes; Gobiidae. Gene Ontology annotation, cellular component: clathrin coat of trans-Golgi network vesicle; postsynaptic endocytic zone cytoplasmic component; plasma membrane. Gene Ontology annotation, biological process: clathrin-dependent endocytosis; clathrin coat assembly; intracellular protein transport. Gene Ontology annotation, molecular function: structural molecule activity; clathrin heavy chain binding. The record is from RefSeq and is a predicted model, not a curated record.
GCUUUGCUAGGUUGGCUGUUUUUUGAUACCCUUCUCCUUGCUAAUCGCUUCUGGUCAACCGUUACACCUGCCUGUUUUUAACCCAAAGCAAAAUUACUUACAAUGGAUGAUUUUGAUAUGUUAAAUGCACCAAACGCAGGCAAUGGCGUUGGUUCCGAGGAGGACCCAGCAGCCGCGUUUCUGGCCCAACAGGAAAGCGAAAUAGCGGGCAUUGAAAACGACGAGGGCUUCAGCAUCUUGGACAGUGGAGAGGUACCCUCGUCCAUGGGAGACUCUAAUGAUGGUGCCAUCAACGGAGACCUACAUGGGGAAAGCAAUGGUCCUUCAGAUGCCUAUGCAGCUAUUUCCAAUGCUGAUCGUCUACAGGCUGAGCCUGAAAGCCUACGCAAGUGGAGAGAAGAGCAAAGCGAGAGACUGGAGGUGCUAGAUGCAAAUUCUCGCAAACAGGAGUCAGAAUGGAAGGAGAAAGCUAAGGCAGAACUGGAGGAGUGGCAUGCCAGACAGAAUGAGCAGCUGGAAAAAACCAAGACCAAUAACAGGGCUGCUGAAGAGGCUAUGAUUUCAGAUCUGGAUGAAAACAACCCUGGAACUGAGUGGGAGCGCGUGGCCCGCCUCUGUGACUUCAACCCCAAGUCCAGCAAACAGGCCAAAGAUGUGUCUCGCAUGCGCUCCGUGCUCAUCUCCCUCAAGCAGUCUCCUCUGGUCCGUUAGGUACCAUACUGCUCAGAGCAUCUCACAUUAUCAACAGUGCACCCUGCUCCACUCGCCUACCUGUCUGCACAGCAAACAUGGGAGAGGUCAGCUCGGUUUCCACUCAUUCGACGUAUUAUACAUUAUUAUCCAACCUCAAGCACCAGCUCCCAGUAAUCCGAAUAUAGGUUUAUAAAAUAUUUCUUACAGCCAGAUAAAAUUAGAAAUAUCUUUAUUAGCAGCUCCAACUCGUGACAUAAAAAGGGAAGGGUUGAGUCUGAGUUUACACUUUUAGUCACACUACAUGCAGUUCAAUCUUCAGACUAUAAUUUCCGCAGAUGCUGUUUUCUUACCGGUCGUAGUGUUAAUAUCAUGUGUGAUGUACCCCUUGUCCACUCACCUCAUGUAAAACUUUUAAAAGUGUUUUUUUUUUUUUUUUUAAGGACCAAACUGUAAAACUAAAGUUCAGUGUGUACUCUAAACUAUGUGUGAAGCCUGCUCUUGGCUAAUGUUCAAUUUUCCAAUCUAUGCAUUUAUUAUGAAGUUUUCUCUGUCAGGAAGUAAUAUAAGACCAGUCAUUACAAUAUAGUUUUUAUGUCUGCGCGUGUGUGUGUGUAUGUACUCUGUGGACACCUAUGUACAUAUAUACAAAAGUCUAUAUAUAAAUAAACAAAAGUCUAUAUAUAAAUAAACAAAAUCAAUGAAUUUCGAUUGUGAUGUUAAAACUAGAUAUUUGUUAGCUGUUCCUUGACCAUGUGCAUCCAUUGUCCUUUAAUUUCAAUAUCAAUAAACAAACAAACAGAAAAACUCA